AUGCCAGCCGCCAAAGGCAUCGUCAUAUUCUCGGGUGGCAGUGCAGCUAACAGCCUCGUCGAUGUAUUCGAGGCAGUGCGUGUCAACAAAGACUGCCCGCUAAGCUAUGUCAUCCCUAUCAGCGACAAUGGGGGCUCCUCAUCCGAGUUGAUUCGAUUCUUUGGUGGUCCUGGUAUCGGUGAUGUGCGCAGUCGACUAGUGAGAUUGAUCCCAGCCUCACCUCCUUCGCCGGAAAGGGAUGCUAUUUCGACUCUAUUCAACCACAGACUGUCCUCGACGUCGUCAAUUGAAGCGGCCGAAGAAUGGCAGGCCAUAGUCGCAGGCACGGCCGAACUGUGGCAUGGCAUUCCAUUCGCCAAGAAGGAAUUGAUUCGUGCCUUUCUGAACACGCUGAACAUGGAGCUUUUGAAGCGGUCGCGACCGCCAACUUCAACCUUUGACUUCACCUCUGCGAGCAUCGGCAACCUCUUCUUGACCGGAGCACGACUUUUCAGCGGCAGCUUUGAGUCUGCCAUCUAUUUGUUGAGCAGCAUCUGCUCCAUUCCGGACAGCGACGUCCGAGUCAUACCUAGCAUCAGCUCCAAUUUCUCUCACCAUAUCGCGGCUGGGCUUGCCAGUGGGGAGACGAUUGUGGGCCAGAACAACAUAUCUCACCCUACCACCCACACUUCGCUAGCCAUGCCUCCGGCUCAGAUAGUCGCCAAUGGUAUUCGAUCUCGCCACAGUAUUGACCAUGCAGAUGAUCUGGAUGUUGAGGAUGCUAAUAUUCCCGGUACUCUCCCCACCCUACGACAGAGAAAUAUAAAAUUCUCCAAAGAAGAAGACGAAGAUCUGCCCGCGCGUAUUGACAGGAUAUGGUACAUCAAUCCUUUCGGCCAGGAGAUGCUUCCUCCGGCUAAUCCACGAGCAUUGUCCGCCGUCAAAGAGGCGCAGGCAAUUAUCUUCUCCAUCGGGUCGCUUUACACUUCGCUUAUCCCUUCUAUUGUGCUUCGCGGUAUGGGUAAAGCCCUCCGGGCAACCUCUGCCCGUCACAAGAUCUUGAUCCUCAACGGCUGUCUCGACAGAGAGGUCGGGCCAAGCUCACAGCCAUUCUCCGCCUUUGAUUUCGUUGAGGCCAUUGCUCGAGCUGGAGAGCAGUCUCGUGAGGAGCCCUGGAAUCCUGACAGAAGCGUCCAAAAUUCCUCACAACAUACAACCCAGUCCGCAACACCGUCGCAGAUCCCUCAACAUGAGAAGUUUCUGUCACCUGACCUAGCAUCUCAGGUGGCAUACCGAGUUGCCAGUAGGAAUUCCAUCUACCGACAAUACGUCACCCACGUCAUCCAUCUCAGUGGCGAGGGAACGCCGGAGGUUGACCGCGAACAAUUGGCGUCACUUGGCAUUGACUGCCUGAAGCUGUAUGGUCGCAAGAAUGUGAAAGCAACUGGCAUGCUUUACGACAGUCAGGCGCUAUCGGAGAAAUACACUUGA
Cyphellophora europaea CBS 101466 is the source of this 1470-nucleotide messenger RNA. RefSeq lists its product as uncharacterized. The transcript is spliced from 2 exons. The record is from RefSeq and is a predicted model, not a curated record. Gene Ontology annotation, molecular function: LPPG:FO 2-phospho-L-lactate transferase activity. NCBI's taxonomy places the organism in Eukaryota, Fungi, Ascomycota, Eurotiomycetes, Chaetothyriales, Cyphellophoraceae. The coding region runs from base 1 to 1470 and encodes 489 amino acids.